This is a messenger RNA of Linderina pennispora, 1134 nucleotides long. RefSeq lists its product as uncharacterized. The record is from RefSeq and is a predicted model, not a curated record. Lineage: Eukaryota; Fungi; Kickxellomycota; Kickxellomycetes; Kickxellales; Kickxellaceae. The transcript has 3 exons. The coding region runs from base 1 to 1134 and encodes 377 amino acids.
AUGAGGAAACCACAUCUCUUGUUGUUGGUAUCGCUGCUGUUUGGUACGCUUGGUACAGCCAGCCUGCCUUACCACCACCAUGCAUCGAAUGCCGAGCCAGUAACAUCCAGCGCCGUCCUUCCCGAAACCAUUGUACAAGACAUGUUACAUGUUGAUGUUACCACACGUGAUCCGGACCUCGAGUUGUUACCCUCCCCAUCCGGAAACAACCGCGUAGCAGCCUCUGGGAAACCUGAUGCUGAAUCUGAACCUACAGAGGCGCUUGAUACUGGCGCCGAAUCCGCCGAAGUGUCUAAAAUAGCAGCCGAUCUGACCAAAGCGACCACUGGGGUAUCAGACGCUGCUGUCAAAGGAGUUGUGCGCAAGGGCUGCCACAAAAACAAAGCAGCACAUGAUGGAGGAUCGGAUAGCAACGGAUGCUCGUGCUGCUGCUGCCACCAUGAGGGCACUCCCACGUACCAUCUGACUAUGCCUGACCCAACCCUGGAAGGUAUGGCCACGAUCUCUUUGCCUGUUGUGGGCCCGCCGUAUAAGUACGGGUGCGGUGACUGCCAUCGCGCGCUGCCCCAUGUGGUUGUGGCUGCCCUGCUUGCCGCUACGCACCACCACCACCUUGCUGCUGCCCGCCACCACCGCCGCCGCCAUGCUGCUGUGGUUGCCCUCCCUGCUGCUGCCAGGACCCCUGCUGUUGCCAGAACAACUGCUGCUGCCAGGAUAAUUGCUGCUGCCAGGACCCUUGCUGUUGCCAGAACAACUGUUGCUGCCAAAACCCAUGCUGGUGUCAGAACCCGUGUUGCAAUUGCUGUGGUGAUGACGGUGGCCAAAAUGGCAAAAAGAAGCUAUCGCAUGGAAGCACUCACGCUUUGGCCGGAAAGAAAGGCAAGCACAAGUGCAAGAAGAGCCAUGGUAGUCAGCGCGACGCAGACGAUGGUGGUGAAGAGUAAACAGGCAUCGCUCACUGGUCAAUUUCCGAUUUUUUUGUCUGCUUCUGCUCCAUAUGGAUUUCUGCCUUGUGUCAUGAAUACUCCACAAGUUAUAGUGAAUGCUGCGCUGUAUUUCGACCAACGUGGUAGUACCAGCAGCCGCUUUGGGCUGGCGAUGCAACCCCCAUCGCAUGUUUUGCGAUGCAAAUAA